This is a messenger RNA of Bipolaris victoriae FI3, 1467 nucleotides long. RefSeq lists its product as hypothetical. The record is from RefSeq and is a predicted model, not a curated record. Bases 1 to 1467 code for a protein of 488 amino acids. The transcript has a single exon. Gene Ontology annotation, molecular function: metallocarboxypeptidase activity; zinc ion binding. Gene Ontology annotation, biological process: proteolysis. NCBI's taxonomy places the organism in Eukaryota, Fungi, Ascomycota, Dothideomycetes, Pleosporales, Pleosporaceae.
AUGAAGGUCUCUACACUUCUCAGCCUGCUUCCAGGUGCUGCAAUUGCUUCUGAUGUGCUGAGCGUCGCCUUCUACGCAAAGGAGAAGAAUCAGCUGUACGACUUCAUCUCCGCCAACAGCGAAAUCGACUAUGGUUGCCGCCCCCAAGUUCUGGCUGCCGGUAACGAGCACAAACUCCAUGCUGUGAUUUCAGAAGACCACUUGGACCACUUCAAGCGCAGCCUGGAUCCUGACCUCGUCCGUGUCGAACUCUUGGACAACUUGAACAAGCGCCAGACAGCAACCGCGCCUAUCGGUAGCGGCGACCGAUUCAAGGGAGGAAAGAUUGCGCCCCGCGGUCUCGGUACGAGGAAGCCUAGCGAGUAUGCUGCUCUUCAAAAAGCAGGUAUCCUCAACGCAGAUGAAGUCUACACUGCUAUGAAGGGCCUGGAGAAGGAAUACGGCAUGACCCUCUUCACAACACCACACAAGACAUACGAGGGCAACACGAUUAUUGGUGGUGUUGCGAACAAGGCCGAGAAGAUCAGGAAGGACAAGCAGUACAUCUACUUCACCAGCGGUAUCCACGCACGAGAACGUGGUGGACCAGACAACCUGAUUUACUUCGUCUCCGAUCUGCUGUACGCGAACAAGCACCGCAUCGGACUCACUUACGGCAACAAGACGUACACCAACAGCCAAGUGAAGAAGGCUCUCGGUGCUGGUGUUGUCUUCAUUCCCAUGCUGAACCCCGACGGCGUUCGUCACGACCAGGCCAACAGCAACUUGUGGCGCAAGAACCGCAACCCAGCGUCUUCCCGACCCAACGAGCCUCUCAGCGUUGGUGUAGAUCUUAACAGGAACUUCGACUUCCUCUGGAACUUCACCGAGAAGUUUGACCCAACCGUCUCCCCAGCCUCCGCCGAUCCAGCUUCCCAAGCUUUCUAUGGCACAGGGCCAUUUUCCGAGCCUGAAACCAAGGAUAUGGCUUGGGUCUAUGACGAGUUUCCCAACAUUCACUGGUACAUCGAUGUGCACUCUGCUGCAGGAACACUUCUGUACUCUUGGGGCGACGACAUUGACCAAUCCCACGACCCCGAGCAGAACCUCUUCAACACUGCUUAUGAUGGCAAGCGCGGCGUCGUUGAAGACACUACAUACCUGGAGUACAUUGACCAAGAAGAUUGGGACAACAUCCGUCUGGCCGCAAACCGCACCACUGAUGCCAUGGCCGCUGUUGGUGGUCGCGAAUAUAUUCCCCAGCAAGCUGUUGGCCUGUACCCUACCUCCGGUGCUUCUGACGACUGGUCUUUCAGCCGCUGGCACGGAGACAAGAGCGUCACCAAGGUUUAUGGUUACACCAUGGAGUUUGGUUACCCCACCAACUUCUACCCUACCGCUGAAGAGUUUAUCCAGAACAUCAUUGACACCAAUGCUGGCUUCAUGGAAUUCAUUCUCACUGCUGCUGAGAUUGGACUCAAGGCUUGA